Messenger RNA from Owenia fusiformis, 2095 nucleotides. The record is from the annotation of a GenBank genome assembly. NCBI's taxonomy places the organism in Eukaryota, Metazoa, Annelida, Polychaeta, Sabellida, Oweniidae.
GGUCAAAUGUGUGCUUAAACUACAGCCAUAGGUCACAAUGACCUAAGUAGCAGCAAAGCAGGCAACAUUACUUCUCAGAAGUAGUAAAUAUGAGUAGAUGUGCAUACAUUGAACAAAGAGCUUCAGAUCAGAAGAGACUUUGAACUUCAACUAAAAUUAGAUAAAAGUGAGGUAGUUGAUCGCUAUCAAUACAAAUGAUUGAAUAAAUGAAGGCCUAAAUGUGUUAGUAAUUAAAAUCAUAAUGUACUACCACAGAUUGAAAUUCUCUACCAUUGUAAUUAUAGUGAUUUAUAUAUGCCAGGCAGUUAGUGGAAAUACACAACUGUGGAAGUCAAGAGAAUGGAGACUUUCAGUGAACUGUGAAAUAGACUAUGACAAAUCAGAUAUGUCCAACAUAGAGAAGCAGCUGAAGCAACCUACAUGGGAGGCUCAAUCCUUGAUCAACAAAGCAAUAGGAGAUCUAAAUGAGCUUGAAACACCAACAAUGACAAGCGAGAAUAUUAAAAACCUGAUUCAGAAGAAGAUGGAAAGCUUACAGACAUUUACCAGAAUCAAGAAUACGUUAAACAUAAUAGUAUACAGUGAUCCAGCAACACUUCAAUCCCGUUUGAAUUGGACCGUUUCUCGUAAUCGAGAGAUGGGAUCUUGGUCCACUAAAGUUACACUUGAGCUUGUAUAUAAUCCUGGGAAUGACCCGAAUGCUAUUAUUUCCUUUGACAAGAGCUUCUUAUUCAAAGUUAAACCCUUUAGAGUUGAUAUGGUUUGUACAAGUGUCGAAUACUAUUUCAAUGUUGCAUCACUAACAGUAAGGAAAAAGACCCUUGCCAGUGUGAGCUACUAUAAGUUCAAAGCUAAAGCAGCUAUAAACCUCAUCUUCUCAACUUCAGUUGAAGUCAAAGCAAAAUUCAGCCAUAAAGAAACAGAUACAGAAGAGAUAAAGGACAUCCCAUAUACGUCCAUCAAUCCUUUUAUUUCUAUGUUUUUUUGCAUUGCUACAGACAUUAAGGCAUUCAUUGUAUUUUUGAUCUCAGCAACAUUGUAUGACAUUGUAUUUGUUUCCUUGAAAUGUGUUAUUUAUUUUGUAAUUAAUGGGUUUCUGUUUGUUCAGAUAAUUUUUUUCUUCAUAUCAAGGAGAAUUAACGAUAUGGACUCCUGGUUUUACAAAAAAGAAAUCAUAAGAUUUGUAUUUGAUCGGAUACAGGAAAUAAUCAAAACUGUUAUUGUUCCCAUAUGUGUCAAGAUUAUAUUAUCAUUUAUUUUUAUUGGUAAUUUUAUGUAUUAUUUCUGGCAAUAUGCACCAUAUCUAUUUUAUAUACUUUUAUCUUUUAUUUUUCUUAUUUUAAUAAUUCCAACCUCAAGAGAAAAACGCAAGGUAUGACUAUGAACAUGGCAGAAUGUAACCACCUGCUUGCAUAAAGCACUAUUAUAAUAUGUGUUUCAAAUCCAUCUGGCUACAUAUACCUCUCAUUGCUACAUGUAUAUUACAAAAAAUGCUGAACAUUUGUGAAUGCCAGUCAAAAAGAGGUAGCUAAAUAUGGAGAUAUAGUAAUAAACUUUGAUCUAAUAACAAUAUAUUGUGGCAACUUUUUAAUUUUUCAUGUAUUAAGAAGAGUAUAACUGCACAAGGAAUUUUUCAAAAUAUAAUGCAAACAAUAUACAUGCUGUAUUGAAGGUUACAACAUUAUCAUGCAUGCGCUAUAGAGUAAAGUUAAAAAAUAAAAUCAGACCUGUGCGAGAAUUCUGGCUUGCUUGACCAUCUCAGGGGCAUUACCCAAGCUAUCGAACAAAUGGUCUGUCGCUGAGAGGAUCUUAUCAACAGCUACUUCCUGUUGUCCGCCCUAGUAGAAAGAACAAAAGUUGUGACUGGUCAGGAAAGUUACAGUGAUGCAUAAAUACAAAAAACUGAAGAAGACAAUAUAUUAUGUGAAGUGCACUUGUGUUUACAAUAAUGGGUGACAUACAUUGAGCAGAUUUAUUUGAGCUAGGUGCAUGCAUCAUUGGAACAUCUAUUUGUAAGAUAUAUUGAUCAUGCUGAUAUUUCAUGAAAAUUCAAUGUAGAUUUUAAUAGGAGGAUGAAUAAAUUUUGUAUCUAGCA